Echinostoma caproni is the source of this 537-nucleotide messenger RNA. The record is from the annotation of a GenBank genome assembly. NCBI's taxonomy places the organism in Eukaryota, Metazoa, Platyhelminthes, Trematoda, Plagiorchiida, Echinostomatidae.
AUGUGCGACGUUAAAUAUUGGGAUGACUUUUGCCCACCGGACCUUGCAAUUCGCCGCAUGUUUGUUCCGCUAUGUGGAAAGUCUUUGGACCUUCGCUGGAUGUAUAAAUCGAAAGGUUGCACUGUCGUAGGCUGUGAUUUGGCCGAAUCGGCUAUCAUUGCGUUUUCAAAGGAACAUCCGGAUUUGGAGUUAAAAAAGACAGCAACGGCUCUUGCGAAUGGAGAAGUGGUUACGGUCUAUCAGACUGCUGACCAACGCCUACGGUUGUAUGUUUGUGACUUAUUCGUGAUGGAUCUCGUCAACGAGGCUCCAUUUAAUCUAAUCUGGGAUCGGGGUUCGUUCAUUGCAAUCGCACCAUCGUUACGAACAAAAUACAUCGACUUGUUAUGCAAGCUUUCCACACCAGAUGUACGUUGGCUUCAGGAAUCGUUGAACUACCCGCCGGAGUUGCAUCGUGGACCACCGUGUACCGUGAGCCCCGAAGAAUUUGAUGCACUUUUUGGUAAGUACAAUGUUUCCGCCGGUUUUUAUGAAUGA